UGGGCAUGAAAUGAUUUAACCAGGCUGCUCGCAGUGGCACCUAUGUAAAGAACUGUACAUUAUAAAAGGGUACUUCAUAAGGGCGUAGGACUGUAUCUGCACCACCCUGCGCAGUCGGGUCAGAGCUAGCGCACAUCCACACAACUUUCUGCCGAGUCAUCGGCACAGACGCGCACCUCCGGCCCGCCACUGUGCGCUCCUCUCUCUCUCCAGGUCCGUUCAUCUCCAUCCUCAGCCCGGACACCGAUGAGAUGUCAGGCGCGGUGAAAGAUGAACCGAAAGGAACGAGUGAUCUUCGGAAGUCCGAAACGAUCCACGUUGCCGUCAAAAGUCUCACGGAGAGCAAAAACUUGACCGUGAGAGGAGGCUGCAGCGUCAGGCAGCUGAAAUGGUGUCUUGCAGAGCGCAUAGGAGUCCCGGCAGAGCGGCUGGUCCUGAUCCACUCCGGCCGGGUCCUCAGAGAGUCAGAACUCCUGAGUCACCUUAAAGCACAAGAUGGCUCAGUCAGCCUCUGCAUGAUCCAAAGUGAUCCAGCUCCAGAAAUGGUCCAGUCAGAGCUCACAGUCGUUCCCAGUCCUGAACCUGAUAACUUCACACCGUCUCCCACCUCUCCCCUCUGCCUGGUGGAAGGUCUGGACAGUCUUGGGCUGACAAACAGCGGGCCAGGCUUUUUCCCCGCGCUCCAGCAGCAGAUGGAGAGCCAGCUGCUGGCUGACCCGGAGAUGAUGCGCCAUGUCCUGGGUAGCCCCUUCGUGCAGAGCACCCUCUCCACCUCCAGUCCUCAACUGACCAGACAGCUCAUUAUGUCUAAUCCUCAAAUUCAGCAGCUCCUGCAGACAAACCCAGAGGUGGGAGAUAUGCUUAACAACGCAGAUGUCAUCACACAGGUGCUGGAGCUCAUCAGGAACCCUGACUUGAUAGAAGAUGAAGACGAAGAAGAAGAAGAAGAAGAAGAAGAAGAAGAAGAAGAAGAAGAAGAAGAAGAAGAAGAGGAGGAAUACCAAGAAGUGAUGAAUAAUGAAGACAGAGCACUGAACAAUUUGCCAGAGCAGGACAACCCUGAAACCACCUCUGUCGAUUCUGACGGCCUUCAGAACACAAAUAGACAAAAAUUAUCCCAGAUAGGAGUAGCACCAAUGGUGUCUACAGCAUCUGGGACUCAGCAGCCAGCUGAAAAAGAAAGCGAGCAGACCCCACCCCUCUCCAGUCCCACCACAGAUCCUCUGAGAGAACUGACAGCCUCGCCCAGAGCUGAUUCAAACCGCCAGAGCACCAUUAGUGCAGGCAUGCAGUCACUGCUAGAGGAGAUCAUGGCCAGUCCUGGACUGAUGGAGAGCCUGAUGUCCGGACCGUAUGUCAGCAGUCUCCUGAAGUGCCUCAGCCAGAACCCUGACCUGGCUGCACAGAUGCUGCUGAGCCAUCCUUUGUUCUCAGGAAAUCCUCAGCUGCAGCAGCAGAUGAGACAGCAGAUCCCUCUCUUCCUGCAACAGAUGCAGAGUCCAGAGCUGCUGACGGCAAUGUUGAACCCCAAAGCCAUGGAGGCUCUGCUUCAGAUCCAACAGGCCCUACAGACUCUGGCCUCAGAGGCUCCUGCGCUCAUACCUAUGGCUGGACUCGGAAACAUUGGAGCCAGCGUUGAUGCUGCCCCUGAGCUAGGAUCUGACUCUGCUCUUAACAGCCAAUCAGGAAGUGGUCCAGGGGUUGCCACGGUGACAGAGCAGCAGCAGCAGCAGCAGCAGCAGCAGCAGUUUGUACAACAGAUGCUACAGGCACUGGCCAACAGCAAUUAUGGGGUCCAUGGCGAGGAGUUCCAGGAGGAGCUGGAGCAGCUGAGCUCAAUGGGCUUCAGAGACAGACAGGCGAACCUUCAGGCCCUCAUCAGCACAGGAGGAGAUCUCACCACUGCUGUACAACAUCUGCUCAGUCUCUGACGCACACAGAUGUUGAUCCGUGCACAUAUUACACAAGUGAAUGAAUGCACGUGUACUGACAUUUACAUGUAAGCACUUACACUCAAACAUGAUAAUAAUAAUACAAUUAUGAAUGAUUACAAAGUGCUUUACAAAUAAACCAACACAUGAGACAAUAUUUAUAUUGUUGGACUUUCAAAGACACACUUACUUACAUACUUAAUUCUUUAACUUCCCACACUAACAUCUGUCUGCACUAGUAAAUUAUAUUCAGUCACUCUUACCCUAGUACACUUCUCCUUGUUAUUGGGUGCCGAAUGCUGUACAGAUGGUUAAGCCCUUGCUUUGAGAACUGAGAAAACAUACACAUAUACAGUAGGAGGACUUCCUUCCCUCUUGUCCUUCCAGAAUGAGUGCUUUAUGUUAAUAUUAGAGUAGAAACAAACACUUUUACUCACAGUGACAUGCACUGGCACAGGGCCUUUAAAGGUACUUAAAUCCACCUCACAUAUGUAGACUUGUAGCAUACAUAUUCAGAAGCAGGUCAUGUAUUAUUAAUCUCUGUGCAACAAAGCUCAGGCCCCUUUUCAUCUGGCCACCUGGACAAGAAGGAAAGCUUGUAACACCCAGAGACAGUCUGAUGUCCUGGCAGCACACGGAGGAUUCACACCUUCCGUCUCAGAGAUUGAACCAGGUGCACAGUCCGAUGUGUGCUGUUCUCACUCUCAUUUGCUGCUUAUGUGUCUUGUCCACCACAGGCUGUAGAGAUCAGACACACCAGAUAAUUAUGCAGUUUGUCUCCAAAGGUAGACUCAGCUCCAAAAGAUGAAUUUUAAAUGGAAAGGUUGACUUUGUGCAAAGCAAAAAAAGGUGCUUGAAUGUCAGUGUUUAUCUCAAGGCCACACAGGCACAGAAACUGUGAUUUGCAGUUAAUCUUCUCUCCACACUCACCACAGGAGGAGAAUCAUAUCAGGCGUAAAAAAAUGGAUUUGGGUCCCAAACUGAGAGAAAGGAAUUUUAGGCCUUUUGAAACAUCCAACACAACCUAUGCUGAUGAUGAUUAUGAUGAGUUACUUUACACUGGUGAGGCUGCUCUUAGAAACCCUUUGUGCCUAACUAUCUUUUCACUGCACUGACUAGUAAUACCUGGGAUUUGUUGUUCAUUCCUGAAGCUUAUAUUCAGAGGCGCUCCAGUAAAUACACCACGCUACAGUGCUUUCGUGCCAUAGGGAGUGGCUGCAGUGGCUUUUGUGUCCCUUUGGAUUUCACUAAACAACUGACUGAGCAACAUACUUCCACUCAUCUAGCUGACUUGUGGAUCUGAUGUAAUCAGGAAAAACUGUUGAAUAUUAUUCUGUUAUCUACUUUUUGUGUCAGUUAACAUAAUCCUGUUGUCCCCUAAUCAUGUAUGUACGCACUAUGUGUCAUUUCACAUGAAUAUAUGAUGAUGUCGUGCUGUGUCAUUGUAAUGUUAACAGCUGUUCUGUGAAAAGGUUAACAGUUAAUUACAGUUAAUUACAGUAGUUUUUUAUGGCUCCUUCAAGUAAUUAUUUACUUGAAGUUUUUCUUUUAUAUAAUAUGUCAUAAAAUAGGGGAAAAUAUAUAUCACAACCUCCCAGAGGCCAACAUGGCGUCUUCAAGAUGCUUGUUUUGUUUAACUAAGUUAAAUGUUCAAAUUACAAAAAUAUUAAACAGAGAAACGCAGUAAAUUCUCACAUCUGAGAAGCUGAAAACAUGUAAUGCACUUAGAGUUGGUGUAGCAACCACAAGCAUCACCUCAUGAAAGUCACACACAAACUGGUCUGCCAUCUCUGACUGAUAAAAACACAUUAAUUUACUAUAUAAUCACAAACAGUGUAACUAUAUUUAUACAUAUAAUCCACCACACCUUUCACUGAAUUUGAGAGAAAAACCUUUACUCAUCAAAAUUAGUUCAAACUGUUUUAAGUAGGUAUUUUCCCAUGCUAUUCUAUGUACUACUUACUCUACUCAACUAUGAACACUAGAUGGCAGUUAACACUUAACCUCUUCACUAAUAUCAGCUCUUUUGGUUUGUAUUGCAGGAAUUAUGCUGGCACAAAAUAUUUUUGAGUGACCCUGAGUGUUAAACAUUAAACAUGACAUACCAA
Molecule: messenger RNA, 4039 nt
Organism: Dicentrarchus labrax (European seabass)
Lineage: Eukaryota; Metazoa; Chordata; Actinopteri; Moronidae
Product: ubiquilin-1-like
Exons: 11
Coding region: 252-1931 (559 amino acids)
Biological process (GO): ubiquitin-dependent protein catabolic process
Cellular component (GO): cytosol
Molecular function (GO): polyubiquitin modification-dependent protein binding
Source: RefSeq, a predicted model, not a curated record